Molecule: messenger RNA, 393 nt
Organism: Penicillium chermesinum
Lineage: Eukaryota; Fungi; Ascomycota; Eurotiomycetes; Eurotiales; Aspergillaceae
Product: DUF1754 domain-containing protein
Exons: 3
Coding region: 1-393 (130 amino acids)
Cellular component (GO): nucleolus
Source: RefSeq, a predicted model, not a curated record
AUGCCGGACGAGUACUUCUCAAUGGGCGGGAAGCUCAAAUUCAAGGGCGACAAGGCCGCCGACGCCCGUGUUGACAAGAAAAAGAAGAAGAAGGCCAAGAAAGAGAAGGCCAAGACCGAGGGCGAGGCAGAGGCCCACGACGCCACCGAAGCCAACGCGUCCAGCGAAGCUGGCGCGUCCACCGAGCAGCCGACUGACGAGACUGGCCAGAGUGCUUCGGGCUAUAAGAAGACGGCGGCCGAACAGCAUUUCGACGAAAUGCGUAAGAAGCGGUUACACGAGCGGGUGAAGCGCGAGGGCUUCAAAACCCACAAGCAGCGUGUGGAGGAGCUGAACAAGUAUCUCAGCCGACUCAGCGAGCAUCACGAUAUGCCAAAGAUUGGACCGGGUUAA